Messenger RNA from Phragmites australis (common reed), 713 nucleotides. Its product is annotated as ethylene-responsive transcription factor ERF037-like. The record is from RefSeq and is a predicted model, not a curated record. Lineage: Eukaryota; Viridiplantae; Streptophyta; Magnoliopsida; Poales; Poaceae. The transcript has a single exon. Gene Ontology annotation, biological process: regulation of DNA-templated transcription. Gene Ontology annotation, molecular function: DNA binding; DNA-binding transcription factor activity. Bases 1 to 546 code for a protein of 181 amino acids.
AUGGAAAACCACCACCACCACCAUCACCAGCAGCCGGCCGCCGCUAGCGCCCCGCCCAAGUAUAGGGGCGUGAGGAGGCGGAAGUGGGGCAAGUGGGUCUCCGAGAUCCGGCAGCCGAGCACCAAGGUCCGCGUCUGGCUCGGCAGCUUCGAAUCAGCCGAGGCCGCGGCCGUGGCGCACGACGUGGCCGCGCUGUGCCUGCGCGGCCCGGACGCGCAGCUCAACUUCCCCGGGUCUGCGGGCUGGCUGCCCCGGCCGGCCAGCACGGACCCGACCGACAUCCGUGCAGCCGCGGCUGAGGCGGCCGAGCGCGUGCGGCGCGAGCCGGAGCUGGUCGCCGCGACGAGCAACCAGGCGGCCGAGCCCGGACGCCCCGAGCGGGCCGUGUGUGAAGCUCGCGGCGAGUUUGACGAUGACAUGCAGUCGCCGAGGCUGUGGGCUGAGAUGGCAGAGGCCAUGCUGCUGGACCCACCCAAAUGGGACCCGGACGGCAGUGACACGGCCGAGGGCUCUCAACACUGGCCCCAGGGGUCCCUAUGGGACUAAGCUGCCAAGUAUUCUGCUGCUAAAAGUGUGAUGUGUUCACGUGGCGCUUCGUUUGCUGCUAUUCUCGAUCGUCCUUUUUCUUUUCUAUGGAUUUUGCUGCUAUUCGUUUUUUUUUCUUUUUUAUGAAUUUCGCUGCUAUUCGUAUUCGUUUUGUUUCAUCGUUUUGA